AUCUGUUCGUCAAAAAUUAGAAUAAAAGUAGAUGAUGUCUACUCAAAUUCCAAUUUUGCAGGGCCACAUAAUUGAAGGUUAUUCACCAUUUGUCGCAAUUCCCUAUUAUCUUUUUAUCUUCUUUGCUGUCACGUAACUCUGCCUCCAGAGUUGAAGUACCAUUUUUCUAUCCCUAUACCCCAAAGGUGUCUACUUGUUGAAUCAAUAUGUCAAUAUCAAUUAUCAGCCGUCUUUCUCUCUCCUCUUCGACCCAUUUUUUUUUCUUUCUGUUUCUUCUUUGCUUGCUCCACUACCUCACGUUACAGAUUCUCUCUAUCCUUUUCGUCGCUUAUCUUGAUUUUUUAUGGGCUCCUAGAAAAAGAAAUGUCUUACUAAUUAAAAUUAAAUGCUAGAUUCCAUUUUUUAAAGAUACUCCCACAAAUCCACAAUUGCUACUUCUCGGAGAAAAAAAAUUCGGUCUUUUCUAUCUAUCACUAGAGAAGAAUCAUUUCGAAUCAUGGAAAUUUUGAAUCGGUUAUGGAGUUUAGAGGAGCCCCAGAGGGCACUGUGAUAUGAAGUGAUAGUUUUUUUUUUACAAAUUUCAUAGUUUUCAUAGUGCUGGACAUUACUUAUGUCGUUUAUGAGUUGAGGAACUUUUAAGUUUUUUGUUUGGGAAACAGGAUCUAGGAGCAACUUUUGUCAUUAGUUAUGCUAAUUUUGAACCAGGAAUAAGGAAGCAUGAAUUAUAUAUAGUGGAUUUUAUUCAUUGAUAUCAUUAUUGAAUUCCUGGUUACCCAUCAGAACCUGAUGCUGUGCAACCGUGGAUUUGCUUGUUGUUCAACUUCCUCUAAAAGUGUAAAUGCUGUUUAUGCAACAACCUUUGCUGUAAUUGGUCUGUGUAUGUGUUCAUUAUGCAUAAGAAGCUGUAAUUAAAGAUAAAGAAUAAAAAAUAAUUGGAAUCUGUUUCUGAAGAUGCAUUGCAUGUAAUUAAAAUUGUGUUUCCUGAUAACUGGGCUGUAAUACUACAAUUUAACAGGCAUUUAAGCCCAAUCGUGAUUUAUUUUCCACAAAAUCAUGACCAAUGAAGUAGAGGUGGACGAUGAAGAAUCACUCAACAGGCCACUUGGACGAUGGCCGGUGUUCGUUUAUGGUGUGGGUCACAUGCUUAAUGACAUUACAUCUGCUUGUUGGUUCACAUACUUGUUGGUCUUCCUGACAGAUAUAGGACUCUCCCCAGGGGAUGCUGCGGUUGUGAUGCUUAGUGGACAAGUAGCUGAUGGUUUCAUGACUGCAUUUUCUGGCGAGCUGAUAGAUCGGUUUGGACACUUCAAAUUAUGGCAUGGUGCUGGAUCUUUGCUAGUUGCUGUUUCAUUUUCUUCAGUUUUUGGUGGUUGUAUACCAUGCAAAAUAUUUGGUACCGAUUCAACUACUCUAGAGACAAUUGGAUACAGCCUUUUUGCAGCCAUUUUCAAUAUUGGUUGGGCUGCUACUCAAGUGUCACACAUGUCUAUGGUCAACUGUAUGACAUUGAAUUCGACGAGCAGAGUCGUGCUAGCCAGCUGUCGGAAUGCAUUUACUAUGGUUGCAAAUCUAAGCUUGUACGCAGUGGCCUUUGUUUUCUUUGGCCUUGAUAAAUCAAGGGCCCAUAUUGAUAUAGAAAAUCAGUAUCGCUGGAUCGCUUAUGUGUCCAUUUUUAUUGGAUGCUGCUUUGUCUCUAUCUUCCACGUGGGAACUAAAGAACCCAGAUUGAAAGAUCACUUUCCCGGAAAAGUUUGUGCUAGGAUUGAAUGGACCUACUGGUUCCAUAAAGUUCUCUACUACCAGGUGGCUGUUGUAUAUGUACUGACGAGACUGAUUACUAAUGUCUCUCAGUCAUUUCUUGCCUUUUAUGUCAUCAAUGACCUAGAAAUGGCGCAAUCUUCAAAAGCUCUGGUGCCAGCAAUCAUAUACAUUUGCAGCUUCAUCGUAUCCAUUAUUCUACAGGAGAUGUCAUGGCCAAGUCACCGCCUGAAGACAUUCUAUUCUAUUGGAUGUGUUCUUUGGAUAGUUUGUGGUGCAGCAGUUCUGUUUUUACCUCAAAACUUGAGUGUUUAUAUGUAUUUCAUUUCUGUUGUCAUCGGCAUCGCAAAUGCCCUGAUAAUGGUCACUGGCAUAGGCAUGCAAAGUGUGCUUGUUGGACAUGAUCUGAAUGGAUGUGCUUUUGUGUAUGGAUCGCUGAGCUUCAUGGAUAAAAUAUCCUGUGGAAUUGUGUUGUACUUAUUGGAAUCAUUUCAGAGUAACGUCUCAUCAAAUCCCACAGGGCUUCAUUCAUCCGUACAAUCUUUCUCAGUUACAAGAUAUGCUUUGGGUCUGGUUCCAGCAGUCUGUGCUCUCAUCGGAGUGGUAGUAACAUACAGUACGAAUCUUGAAACUCCUUCGAAGCCUUUAGCUUUAGUAGAACCCCUUGUGGUUUGAUAUCGUUCAAGGCAUUGACAUUGGAUCUAAAGAGUCGAAGUUUUGCAUUGAAUUUUUAUCUAACACUAGUUAUCAAGCUCCCUCACUUGUAAAUUCUAUGCCAAAUCAUUUUAUUGAACCUAAUCAUGUAAUUUUUUUACUGUACUAUAAUUCAUUAUGUUACAAGUUUUUCUCUUUUUAGCCUUAUUUUGUAAGCCAAUGAUUAUUUGUACCUUCGGCAUGGUUCAGGUCCGUUGCGCCAGCGAUUACUCUUACGUAGCAACAGUUUUACUAAGGCUCUAGUUGUGCUAAGUUUUGGACAUGAUCUAAUUGUGAUUGCAUUAAUUAAGAUAGGUUUUGUGCAAGUGAAGCAUUAGUAGAAUUGAGAUAUGUUGGUUUUGUAGAUUAUUUCGCUGUGAAUAUAUGAUUUCACCGUAUGUAUAAACCUUUCGUGGUCUCAAAAUUAUAUAAAUGAUUAUAUUUAUCUAUGAUAUUUACAUUUAUCGUCUCUUUUAUGUAGAUGAUGUUUUCAUUUUUGGCAAGACAGACUUGUGUAUUGAUGAAACUAUGAAUUAAACCCCAAGUAUGGUAGGAUUUGUGUUGGAUUUAGCUAGAUUUAGAGUUAAAUUCAGUUUUUUUUUUUAAUUGAAUUCAGGCUCGGAG
Molecule: messenger RNA, 3075 nt
Organism: Amaranthus tricolor (Joseph's coat)
Lineage: Eukaryota; Viridiplantae; Streptophyta; Magnoliopsida; Caryophyllales; Amaranthaceae
Exons: 13
Coding region: 1054-2433 (459 amino acids)
Biological process (GO): carbohydrate transport
Cellular component (GO): membrane
Molecular function (GO): symporter activity
Source: RefSeq, a predicted model, not a curated record